Messenger RNA from Thamnophis elegans (Western terrestrial garter snake), 1469 nucleotides. It is a transcript of the gene TIMM10B, whose product is annotated as translocase of inner mitochondrial membrane 10B. Bases 47 to 352 code for a protein of 101 amino acids. NCBI's taxonomy places the organism in Eukaryota, Metazoa, Chordata, Lepidosauria, Squamata, Natricidae. The record is from RefSeq and is a predicted model, not a curated record. The transcript has 3 exons. Gene Ontology annotation, cellular component: mitochondrial intermembrane space chaperone complex.
GGGCGGAAGUGGCGUCACGGGGAGCGGAGGGGAGCGCCCGGCCUGCAUGGAGGACCCCGCGCCGGAGUCGCAGCAGCUGCGCAGCCUGCGGGACUUCCUGCUGGUCUACAACCGGAUGACGGAGCUCUGCUUCCAGCGCUGCGUGGCCGACCUCAACUACCGCGCCCUCACCCGCCAGGAGGAGGCCUGCCUGGACGGCUGCGCCGGGAAGCUGGUGCGCUCCAACCACCGCCUGAUGGCCGCCUACGUGCAGCUGAUGCCCUCCCUGGUGCAGCGCAGGAUCACCGACUACGAGGCCGCCGGACACGACCCCGCGCCUCCCGCCGCCCUCCCGGGGCCCGACGCCUCCUGACCCGCCUGCACCUCGCCCACCUUGGGAGGGGCACCCGGAGGCCCCGAAGAGCCUUCCUCCGGGGAGCCCCGCGGGCGCAGCUCUCCUUCCGCCCGGGCUCCCUCCUGUGGAGGAGGAGAAGCGGUGGCAGGAGGGCAACCGAAGGGGACCCUGGGGAGCAGAAACGUUGACUGAGAAGCAUUCUGGUCCAGGCAGAGGCCGUUGGAACCCGGCCUUCAAAGCUCUUGGCUGCCCCCAGCCCUGCUCCCCAGGGGCAGCUUCUCCCUUUCCCAAGCCGAGGUGGAGGCCAGAUCAUCAACCGCUCCUACCUGGAGGAUCCUGGCCAAGGACCAUGGGUGCUGGAAGGAGGACUCUUGACCAGCUAGAAUUGGGGCAGGUGGGGUGGGUUGUCCUAAAGGCUGCCUCCGGUGACCUUGCUUCUUCGAAAUGGCUGCCCCAGAGAUCUGUGUUGCUACUCCAUUGCGCAGGAGAGCACUAAGCUUAAUUGGAUAUGCUUAGGUGAGCGUUAAGCAGGCCUGGCCUGAGCCACAGCACUGCACUGGGUUUCCCCAAGGCACGUUUGCUUCAAAUGUGACAGGGAGGGCCUGUGGGCUGGUGGUCUUUCAGGGCGCCCGUGAGGUCAUUGCUUUGAGGCUGGCGGCAGCAGCAGCAGGACCCAGACCCUUCUCCCUCGCUUGGCAUGGGGGAUGCGAUGGAAGGCCCCAUCACACAGCAUUUCUGUUAGAAGAGCUGCAGGGUGGGGAUCCAGAGAGGAGAUCUGUUCCAGUAGAGGCUUUUGCAGCAGGGAGCCUGAACAUAUCUAGGAAAGGUGACCCCUUAAUGUAACCAUGUUCAACAUCUGGGAACCCUCUGGAUGAUGUGUUGAGCUGGUAAACUUCCUUGCUUCUGGUAACCAUACAGUUGUGGGGGCAACAGUGGUAAAGUGGCUUCCCACUGCUUUUUUCUAGUCUGGUCUAAUUGCGAGGCCUGGGUUAAGAAGACACCAUUGAUUGGAUUUUCUUAUUACAUGUUAAAUUCAGUAAUUACCUCAUUUUCAGGAUACACAUUGUACUUGGAGUUCCACAGCAAUUACGCAGUCUUGCUUUUUGGAUUGUAUUAAAGAGAAACCGAUACAGUU